Molecule: messenger RNA, 1973 nt
Organism: Brassica rapa (field mustard)
Lineage: Eukaryota; Viridiplantae; Streptophyta; Magnoliopsida; Brassicales; Brassicaceae
Product: GTPase HflX
Cellular component (GO): cytoplasm
Molecular function (GO): GTP binding; ribosome binding
Source: RefSeq, a predicted model, not a curated record
AAAACUAACUCCUCCCUCCACCACAAUCUUCUCGAGUCACUUCAUAAGAUUAUCCAACUAUGAGCUCGUUUUUGUUUCCUUCUUCUUCUCCGAUUCCCAAACCUCACUGGCGCGGGAACUCCAUCCCUAGACCUAAUCGCCCGAUUACACUCUCUCUUCUUCACGGAAACUCCUAUUCGUGGAGGUUAUCUUGUAAACUCAGUCUCGAUUUCGAGGAAAGCGUGGAGGAAGAUGAAAUCCCUCAGUUUCUCGACUUCUCUGCCGAGGAGGAGGAGGAGCCUAGUUUGGAGAAGGAAACGGUUUCUGCUCCAACUACGACGCUGAUGCAGAGGAAGAAGAAGAAAGGAGAUGAAGAGAGCUUAGAAGAUAGAUUCAAGCUCAGAAAUGGAAAAGAGGUGUUUGAGGAGAAGGCGUAUCUAGUGGGAGUUGAAAGAAAGGGUGACGGAGAGUGUUUGUUUGAUAUAGAGGAGUCUCUUGAGGAGCUGGAACAGCUUGCGGAUACUGCUGGCCUUAUGGUCGUUGGUUCUACCUACCAAAAGCUAGCUUCCCCAAAUCCUAGAACUUACAUUGGGUCCGGAAAGGUCUCUGAGAUCAAAAGCGCUAUUAAUGCACUCGACGUUGAGACUGUGAUAUUUGACGAUGAGCUUUCACCAGGGCAAUUGCGUAAUUUGGAAAAGGCUUUUGGUGGGGAUGUUCGAGUUUGUGACCGCACCGCUCUUAUCUUGGAUAUUUUCAACCAAAGGGCCGCAACUCAUGAAGCAGCCUUGCAGGUUGCUCUAGCACAGAUGGAGUACCAGUUACCACGACUAACUAGAAUGUGGACUCAUCUUGAGCGUCAAUCUGGUGGUCAAGUUAAGGGUAUGGGAGAAAAACAAAUUGAAGUUGAUAAGCGUAUUCUGCGUACUCAAAUUGGAGUUCUCAAAAAAGAGUUGGAAUCUGUUAGAAAGCAUCGGAAGCAGUAUAGAAGCAGGCGUGUUGCUAUACCUGUUCCUGUUGUAUCUUUGGUUGGUUACACAAACGCUGGAAAGAGUACACUUUUGAACCAAUUGACUGGUGCUAAUGUACUCGCUGAAAAUCGUUUGUUUGCGACCCUUGAUCCAACUACGAGAAGGGUUCAGAUGCACAACGGGAAGGAGUUUCUUCUCACAGAUACUGUUGGUUUUAUUCAAAAGCUACCAACCACCUUGGUUGCUGCUUUCAGAGCAACACUCGAAGAGAUAUCAGAGUCGUCCCUUUUGGUUCAUGUUGUUGACAUCAGCCACCCACUGGCAAAUCAACAAAUAGAAGCUGUAGAAAAGGUCAUGUCUGAACUCGAUGUUUCAUCAAUCCCAAAAUUGGUUGUGUGGAAUAAGGUUGAUAGAGUGGAUGAUCCUCACAAGAUUAAGCUGGAAGCAGAGGAACAUGGGGAUGUAAUUUGUAUAUCUGCUCUGACUGGAGAAGGACUAGACAAAUUCUGCAAUGCUGUUCAUGAGAAGCUUAAGGAUUCAAUGGUUUGGGUUGAAGCCCUUUUGCCAUUUGAUAAAGGGGACCUUCUAAGCACCAUACACAAGGUUGGAAUGGUGAAAGAAACUGAGUACACAGAGAACGGCACGCUUGUUAGGGCACACGUUCCGCUUCGGUUUGCACAGCUGCUUAAACCUAUGAGACACUUGGUCAAAGAAGCGUCUUAUGCAAAGAAGGGUGAAAUAGAAUCAUAGAAACAACCUGAAGGCCUGUCUUUUCCUCGGAAUUGUAGACCACAUGUGGUUGGCAAGAAGCACCCGAAAGCACAGGGAGUUCUAACAACAUCGUGAACAUAAACCAGAAUGAAUGACUAUAAGGAAUAUUCGUCAAUCAAAAAGAAUGUGGAUAUACACAAGAAAUAUAAGCUUGAAACCCUAUUUGACAUUGUGUACUGGCAACACCCUUUUUGUACAGAGUAGAGCAUCCUGUUGGAACAUUGGGUGUCAUAUAACUAUUUCAGUUAACCAAAA